AUGCAACUGUCGCUGCACACCGGCCACGAUGGCAAAGGCAUAUCGCACACCUCGACAUCCGGCUCGAGUCUUACUCCCCCGGUUACACCAAUUGGCAAAGAAAGCAGCGAGCGCAUCGUCACCCCAUUAUCAGAACCUAGCGAUAAGCAUUCCGCAGCCCUAUUCAGACGCAACAUUACCACCCCGCUCCGCUUCACGGACGAACUAGAGCCAUGUCUCGACGAGCGCGGCCGUCGCAUCGAGUUCGGCGAGGGCGUCUGGAGUAAGGUGUACAAAGCGCGAUCAAUCCCAACCACCAAACCCGCCGCCACCAACAACACUCUCCUCGACACCCCACCCAGCUCCCCCAUCAACGCAACCCGAAUCGUAGCCGUCAAGACAUCCCGCCGCGGCGACGCAGGCCCUGUCUUAAAGACCGAAGCCCUAAUCCUAACCCAACUCACCCUCACUCCAGGCCACGAGAACCACAUCGUGCCAUUCCACGGCUUCCACGCCGAAACCCAGUCGCUGGUAAUGACCGCCGUCCCACUCGCGUUAUCAACAUACAUCGAAGAAGCAGCGAAUCGCGUCCGCAAUCAGCCUAUCACAACAGCCACCAUGUUCGACCCUUUCCUCGGCCCAGAGCCCUGGAAGGAUUUGGCCCGCAAGCUGAUUAGCAGUCUCGGCUGGCUCCACCACACUGCAGGAAUCAUGCACGGCGACGUCAAGCCGCAUAGCAUCUUACUCCGCCCUAUCGAGGUUGCAGAGGGACAGGACAUGACCAACGGCAAUGGCAAUGGCCCCAACGCCUUCCGCUACGAGCCGCUGUUGGCGGAUUUCUCCGCAGCAAUGGAUAUCUCGCCAGACCCCUCUGAGAGCGGUAAUGAAAAGAUUCUAUCCAGUUUCACGGCGCCUUUCUCCGCGCCUGAGGUCCUCAAAUCUCUUAGGCCUGGUAGUGGUAAUCCUCCACCGGGCCCGGCUUCGGAUGUCUUUUCCCUAGCUGCGACGCUUCUGGCCGCGGCGACGGGCGAUGUACUUUUGUAUCCUGGGUGCGAUUUCCGGCGCCGGAAUCUGAUGGCUGGGGAGGGGCAUCAGAUUCUGGAUUUCAUUCGCUCUUUUGGGAAUGGGGCGAGGGUUCCUAGGAAUGGGUUUGUUGAGAGGUUGGUUCGGCCGGCUGUUGUUAAGGAUCCGGCGCAGCGGAUUACUGCGAUUGAGUGGGUGGGUCUGGCGGAGGAGGUUUGUGGGGACGGGGUAGAAUGA
Penicillium waksmanii is the source of this 1239-nucleotide messenger RNA. RefSeq names its product protein kinase domain-containing protein. Bases 1 to 1239 code for a protein of 412 amino acids. Gene Ontology annotation, biological process: protein phosphorylation. The record is from RefSeq and is a predicted model, not a curated record. Gene Ontology annotation, molecular function: protein kinase activity; ATP binding. NCBI's taxonomy places the organism in Eukaryota, Fungi, Ascomycota, Eurotiomycetes, Eurotiales, Aspergillaceae. The transcript has a single exon.